AUGGUCCAACCUCUUCGCCUGACUCCAGACCAGGUCAAACGCUACAGCCGCCACAUCAUCAUGCAGGAUGUCGGCAGCGCCGGCCAACGCAAAAUGAUGGAGUCCAGCGCGCUCAUCAUCGGCGCUGGUGGCCUUGGUUCCCCUUCUGCCGUUUACCUGGCCCUUGCCGGAGUGGGCAAACUCGGUAUCGUCGAUUUCGAUGUCGUCGAAUUGUCCAACCUCCAGCGCCAGAUCCUGCACCACACGCCCGAUGUUGGCCGACCCAAGGUGCAGUCCGCCAAGGACAACAUCCUGUCCUACAACCCGGAAGUCGACGUGGUGCUCCACGAAACCUGGCUAACCUCAGAAAACGCCUUCGAUAUCAUCAGCCAGUACGACAUCGUUAUCAACGGCGCCGACAACUUUGCCACCCGAUAUCUGGUCAACGAUGCCUGCUAUCUGCUCAACAAGCCAUUGUUCGAUGGCAGCAUCCUCAUCUUCGACGGCCAGGCCACCGUGUUCCUGCCCGGCCAGGGUUGCUACCGCUGCCUCUUCCCGGCCCCGCCCCCACCAGGGAUGGUUCCCAACUGCGCCGAAGCCGGCGUUUUGGGUGCGUUGACCGGUCUCGUCGGCUCCAUUCAGGCCACCGAAGCAUUGAAAUACAUCCUCGGCAUCGGUGACAGCCUGGCUUCCCGGCUCAUGGUCAUUGACGCGUUGAGCAUGCAGUUCCGCGAAGUACGUUUGCGGCGCAAUCCGGAAUGCCCCCUCUGCGGCGACAACCCCACCGUUACCGAAUUGAUCGACUAUGAGGUCUUCUGUGGCGUCGCCGAAAUCCCCGAACCUGCAACCAUCGCCGCCGGAGCGCCCCGCCGGAUUAACAUUCCAGCCGCCCAACAGCCGAUCAUGCCCACCAAUUCCACAUACAAAGGCAUCAUCGCUACCAUCGGCAACACCCCUCUGGUGGAGCUGCAAAAACUUUCACCCAAUCCGAAUGUACGCAUUUUCGCCAAGCUGGAAGGCCAAAACCCCACCGGCAGCGUGAAGGACCGCAUCGCGCUCAAAAUGAUCGAGCGCGCCGAAGCCGACGGCGAGAUCACUCCCAACCGUAUCAUCCUGGAACCCACCUCUGGCAACACCGGCAUAUCCCUGGCGAUGAUCGGUCGCGUCAAGGGAUACAAGGUGAAGGUGGUGAUGCCAGAGAAUGUUUCCGCCGAACGUACCCAGCUGCUCGAAGCCUACGGCGCCGAGAUAGUCUAUUCCGAUGGCACCCUGGGCACCAACGGCAGCGUCGUCGUGGCUCAGGAGAUGGUUGCCAAAAACCCCCACGAUUACCUCAUGCUGUACCAGUACGGCAACGACGGAAUUCCUGAUGCCCACUACGAAGGCACGGGUCAGGAAAUCGUCGAGGCCCUCCCCGACGUGGACGUUUUCGUCGCCGGCCUCGGCACCGGCGGUACCCUCAUGGGCAACGCCCGCCGGCUGAAAGAACAUCGCAGCGACAUCAAGAUCAUUGCCGUAGCCCCGGAACCCGACGACUUCAUCUCCGGCUUGCGUCGCCUGGAGGACGGUUUCAUUCCGCCCAUACUUGACAUCAAUCUGCUGGACAACCGCUUGCUGGUCAAUAGCUUCGAUUCCUUCCACAUGACCAAGGAAUUGCUGGACAAAGAAGGCAUCUUCGCGGGUAUCUCCUCCGGAUCGGUAAUCGCCGGAGCGUUGAAACAGGCCGAUCGAAUGGAAAGCGGCAACGUCGUGUGCCUACUGGCAGACGGCGGAUGGAAAUACUUGAGCAGCCAGUUGUGGACCAAGGACUACGAAACCCUCGCCAAAGAAGCACAGGGCAAGAUCUGGUGGUAA
Molecule: messenger RNA, 1833 nt
Organism: Geodia barretti
Lineage: Eukaryota; Metazoa; Porifera; Demospongiae; Tetractinellida; Geodiidae
Source: the annotation of a GenBank genome assembly